Messenger RNA from Priceomyces carsonii, 1560 nucleotides. It is a transcript of the gene CUP2, whose product is annotated as Cup2p. The transcript has a single exon. Gene Ontology annotation, molecular function: DNA-binding transcription factor activity, RNA polymerase II-specific; copper ion binding; RNA polymerase II cis-regulatory region sequence-specific DNA binding. The record is from RefSeq and is a predicted model, not a curated record. Gene Ontology annotation, biological process: intracellular iron ion homeostasis; positive regulation of transcription by RNA polymerase II; intracellular copper ion homeostasis. The coding region runs from base 1 to 1560 and encodes 519 amino acids. Gene Ontology annotation, cellular component: nucleus. NCBI's taxonomy places the organism in Eukaryota, Fungi, Ascomycota, Pichiomycetes, Serinales, Debaryomycetaceae.
AUGGUUUUAAUAAACGGCGUCAAGUAUGCGUGCGAGCGGUGUAUAAGAGGUCAUCGAGUAACUACGUGUACACACACAGAUCAACCAUUGACUAUGAUUAAACCUAAAGGGAGGCCAGCCUCUCAGUGUCAGCACUGUCGUGAACAGAGAAAACAUAAGAGUUUGCAUGUGUCAUGUAUGUGUGGGAAGAAAGGUAAGUCGCCGGCCGUGCACCAAGCAUCUUGUGCUUGUCAUAAGAAUUCCCACUGUACUUGCUCAUCAAGUGGAACAAAGAAGAACGAGAAGGUAAAGAAAAAAGUAGUGAAAAGUAUGUCUGAUGCCAACAUAAAGGGUUUAGGUAAUAAAGCAGAAUUGUCUGACUCAAGCACUACAAAUGGUCUUUAUAAUCCAUUGAAUUCGGAGUAUGUAUUUGAGGACGUUUUAAUUCCUUUUGAGACAGGAAAUGGUCUAUUUGACUUAUUUUCGCAGUCCGACAGAUCAGAUCUGAAUGUGAACUUGAACGGCAGUAGUGAAGUGCAAUACUCUGCAUCGAUUUCGCCUACCGGUUCAUCGACAAGUAAUUUCAACAAUAAUAGUGCACCUAAUCCAGUCGGCAUUAGUAGAUCUAAUAGCGGUUUAUCGAAAGAUGAAGGAAGAGAAAAAGAGAAAGUAGAGUUGAUGAAUAAAAUGUUUCCUUUAUUUCCCUUGGUAGGAAGUGGGAAUUUGGACGAUAAUCAAUCCAGGCCCUUACUGGCUCUUCCGGAGCAAGGACAGUUGGGUUUGAGCAGAGGUGCUUCUAAUAGCUCAACUGAUACAAAGACUCACUCCCCUGAUCAGAAUGGGAAUAAUCCAUUUUCUUCUUUUGGUACUAUAGAACCAAAGCCUAUUAAAGCAGGCUCUACGCACUCACAUCAUUACCAACCAAUACGACCCAAGAGACCUGAAAGUGUUCUAUCGAUGGCUUCGACUUCAUCAACAGCGACGAAUGCAAGUAGAAAUUUUGAUAGCAUAUCAAAUUUAACCAAUUUGCCCAAUCAAUCAAAUUCAUCUGCGUUUCCACCUUCAGGACCGUCUGAGUGGAACAAAUCAGACUUGAGUCUGAACUACACUAUGAAUGAAGAUUUAUUUGAUGGAAGUAUCUUUAAUGAUAACUAUACGUUGCAGCUAGAGGAGUAUAAACAACUCGUAAGUCCCCUGAGCGAUUCCAGGAGCCUGACGAAUAAUGAAAUACAGCAUGAUCAACAACGCGUAAGAUCUUCGCGGCCUUCCCAAUCUGAGAUUCAGUCUCAAACUCAAGCUCAAUCAAAACUCCAGGCUCAACCACAAUUACAGGCUCUGUCUCAAUCACAAAGUCAGCCCCAGACUCAAAUACAAAGUCAAAUGCAACGACUUAAACAACAGCACGGUCUGCCUCAAGACGAGUUUGGUUCUGAUUCUCAAAAAAGUAAUAGUUUUGGUUCUUCAUCGGACCAGAAUCAAUUUCAACAAGAGCUCGAUGUGAAUACUAAUUUAUUUAACGACUUGAUGCCGCCCAUUUAUGAGACGAAGAAUGACCUUCAUUUUAGUCAAUCUAUCGAGUAG